This is a messenger RNA of Schistosoma bovis, 5776 nucleotides long. NCBI's taxonomy places the organism in Eukaryota, Metazoa, Platyhelminthes, Trematoda, Strigeidida, Schistosomatidae. The record is from the annotation of a GenBank genome assembly.
AGUGUCGUUAUACGCGCCACUCAUGAACUAGCGGUUUGGCGGACUCGGUCAAGUUAUGCAGGACCCUACGUUGCAGUUUUUGCGUACUUUAGUUACUCAUGGAGAAAACAAGUACUGUUUUGAUUGUCAUCAAAGAGGCCCGACGUACAUAAACAUCACAAUUGGUUCCUUUGUUUGUACAACAUGCAGUGGUGCUCUGAGAAAAUAUAACCACAGAGUGAAAUCAAUUUCAAUGUCAAAUUUCUCCCAAUCAGAGAUUGACUUCCUUUGCACUCGUGGAAACAAGGCAUGCCGAAAAAUAUAUUUGGCUCUUAGCGAAGACCAAACCAUGACUGAGAAAGACUUGAAAGAUGGAGCUUUAGAUAAUUAUUUAAGACAGAAGUACCAGCUACAAAAAUGGUAUCGCGAACCAACGUCACAGAUAGAAUCUGAAGCUUUGAAAGAAAAUCGAGAACUUCUUGAGCAGUCAGAGAAAAACAUGAAUCAGAAAGGCCAACGUAAUACAUGUGGUAAUGCAGCUGCUGGACUUAUUGUUCUGCCUACUCGUUCAAGUACUAAUCUUCCUUCCCAAAGCAAUCUAACCAGCGGGACAACACAAGUUAGUAAUGUCAAUGGAGACAGCUUGAUACCACAACAAUCUGUCACGAAUCAUUUCACCUUUAGUCAAAAACAGGAUGCAUUUAACAAAGCGACCGCUGAUCCAUUCGCUUCUUUUUCCACUUCAACUUCUUCCUCUUCAAAUACUAUUGCUGUUACCACCACUACCACAACAACAACAACUACUACUACGAAGUCUGAUCUCUUCGCGAAUUUCUGUCCUGAUGUCCUUACUUCUAUAAAUAAUUCAACAGUUAAAUCAUUCCCUUCUAACAUAAAUCCUACUAUAUCGAAUAUUUUCUCAAGUUCAUCGAUAAAUACAAUGUCUAGUUUCCCUGGUCCAAGUGGUGGAGAUAAGUAUGCCGCACUUGCAGAAUUGGAUGGUUUAUUUAAAAAUACCGGACUUAAAUCAAUGAAUCCAGAAAUAAUGGAAAAAGGUACAAAUGAUAUUACAUUACCUAAAACCAAUGUGUCUAGUGUAUCAGCCAGUCAAUGGGUCACCCCAUUCUCACCUCAUAUUUCUUAUUCCAAUAAUCCUGUUGUCGAAACAACACAUGGAUGGUCUGCGAAUACAUCUUUCAAGGAUGGUUUACAAUCACUCAAUCCCUUUGCCAAUCCAACAAUUGGAGUUCUGAAUCCUCCAGCUUUUAACAGAUUCACUAAUCCAUUCACAAGUUAUCCCAUUAUGACAGUACCUUCAAGUAUCAAUCAGUUUCCUGAAACUUUGAGUCUAUCUAAUCCAGAAAGUAAAAACCCAUUCCUCUCAAAUGCCCAGCAGUCAUUUAAUGCAAAUCCAUUUUCUAACUUGGCGAACUCUACAUCUGCCCAUUAUCAUUCACAAGUAACUGCUAGUUCUUUUUCACCCACCAUGCACCCAGCUAAUAAUUUUCCUACAAAAAUGAAUAAUCCCGUGGUAAGUGAUUCAUAUUACGAAUAUGUCAUAUUUCAUCUAGGCAUUUUUGUGUUUAACACGUUAAAUCCGUUUUUAGUGCUAUUUGUGUACAUCAUACUAAUAUACUAUUUAUUUAUUUUAACACAUAGAUAUUGGUACAAAGAUGCACCAAAUACAUAUGCACCACACAAACCUCAUUUGAUAUGUGUGAGGGCUGUGAUACUGCCUGGGUGCCCAAACAGAAGCAGGUAGUUUUCUUAGGGGGCCACACUCGGAGCCUUCGAUAUGAAGGUCUGAUCCACAAGGCAGUGGAGCGUCGUAAGGAGAUGCAGUCCCAUGGAAGCCGGUGACCGAAAAUUGGUUCAUACGCCAUUUGUUCCUUCACGAUCCUGGAGCCCAUGUGCACUAUUGGUUUGGAAUCAGGGUUUUCCAACUCCCCUAGGUUGACCCUCCGUACGGAACACCAACUUAGUUAAAGCGCCAGACAUUCACUUUUCGUUCUCUUAAUUUUGUAAACAACACCCCUGGUGCGAGGUGGUGAGUAGGACUUCCCUGGCAGAGGCUAUAUACGCGUGGCCAUGUGAAAACAUUUGGAGAGGGAGAGCGGACUCUCCCCACUCUCGGCCGUACCAGGGCAUUUGGGGGCUAUACUAUCAUGUUAGCGGGACAUAGACUAGAUUAAAGCAUGCUCAAUGCAUGAUUGCUUUGGUGCACGCUGUUUGGCUGAUUCUUAUCCAAUCAGCACUAGUCGAUAGUUGGAGAAUACUCUGGAAUCUUCUUAUGUAAAAACUAUAAAUAUACUGACGUUUGUCCCUAUUGGCUUCUGACGUGCUUCUUACUUCCAUCUAACCUUGUUAUUUGGAAUAUAAUCUCUUCCUGUUCAACCGUGUUUUGAUUUGGGGACUUGUCGAGUGAAUCGGUGUCCGAGAAUACUAAGCAAUAGGAAUAGCUGGGUCAUUACCGUAAGAGAGAGAGUUAUAACAUAUCACGUCCAAACAAUUCAUACUAUUUACUAUUCCUAUUUACUGCUCAAGUCAUUUGCGUACUAGCCACAUGGUUUCAAGUUCAAACAAAUGUAUUAAAUGAUUCAGAGAAAUUUUGCCUAAGUAGUAUAUGGUAAUAUAUUCAUAAUAACUGGUCAUCAGAUAUCAGUUAACAUCAUAUUUAAAUCCUUAGUUGCUAAUGUAAUCGAAGCUUGUCCUCUAGCACUGAUUAGUUGAAAAUGGAUCAGUCAUCGUAUUUUAGUUUGACCCUGUCCAGAUCGUGGAAUAUUUACAACUCCCUAUAGUACUAACAAUGUGAUUAACGUGUAAUGAAAUAUUUACUAUUCAGCGUAAAAUUAAUAAUAGUUUUUUGUAAGUUACAUCAAAUUGAUAUUUCCUUUAUGAUUAUCUGUUUUAUAUAUAUUCUGUGUUGUUGUAUUUUGGGAACUUGAACUGAUGCAUAUUUGUGCCAGGCUCUCUAUUUUCAUUAUGAUUCGCUGUAGAUGGAAGACCAGUGAUAAAAUCGAUAAACCAAACUGUUAACAAUAGUAGUUGCUUACCCUUAAUAAAUUUGGCCUAGAUGUAAAUUUAGGAAGAUAGAGUAUACGACGAAGGUGAAUGAUAUUGCUUCUGAAAAUGUGUAAGCAGCUAACAUUUUCUGAUUCACUCUAUUCUAAAAUGAAUUUUUUUUCCCAAAAACACUGGAUUAUUGUUGACGAUCUUACUGAUCACAGCUUCUGCAUGGCAUCGAUUUUCGUAAGUGAUCACUUUCGCAUGUAUUUUUACUUUGUACUUCUUUCCCGACUCACAAAUAUCUCCUGUUCAAUAGUAGUAAACAACAUUCUGUGUGAAAGUUGUAUGUAAUAAUUAAAACAUUUUGAGAAAGAUUUUCACACUAAUAAUAAAUGUCUAUCAGUUAAAGUUGUGCUACUGAAAAUCGCUCUUUGUUUUAAAUGAGUAGAUAAUACGAAAAGAAAUUCUAAGUAUUUUGAGUUGUAAUCUCAUACCUUUUGUUAUGAUAUAAAUAAAAGAUAAGCAUUUCCAAAUGGGAGGAUUGUUUAGAAAAAUUAUUUCUUGUUCGUUCUGUAAUUUGCUGUGUUGUAUAAUAAACUUGUUCAACACUUCUAUUACGAUUAAACAUUUACUAUGUCCAGAAUUCUGAAUUCCUGUUUCCUUUUUUUUCUCUCAUUUUUUUUUGGUUUACAGAAUGGAGUAGUUGGACAACUUGGUCAUACUAGUGAUUCUACUACUCGUUAUCAAUUGUCCAAUUUCAAUCCUUUCUGAAUAGAUAGAAAGAGAAAAAUAUUACAAUGAUACCAUACUUUCUUUAUUGAAUAAUUUUGAUUUCAUUGUCGGUGAUAGAUGCUAUUCUCCUUUUUUAAAAAAAAUACUUAAUUUAAGACCCAUUAUGACAUUCGAAUAGUGUGUGUGUGUGUUUGUAGGGGAGAAGGAGUGAAGUAGUUUUCAGUGAUACAGCAUUUUAUUUUCUGUUUUCCUCUCAUUGUAUUUUUCCUCUUUAGUAGUAGUAGUAGUAGUAGUGUUCUUUAGAAAUUUAUCAAUUUCACUUAUUAUUGUUAUCUCAUUGUCAUCAACAUCGUCAUAAUCAUUAGCGGUUUCCGUUCAUUAUACACGUGUGUUCCUUCUUUCCCCGUUAAUUUCAUCGAUAAUAAUAAUAAUAAUAAUAAUAAUAAUAAAUCUCUGAAUAUAAUACGUCCAAAUCAGUUAUUUUAAUCAGCAUCAGUCAACUCAUAUUUCACUCUUUCAAUACAGUUGGAGUAUGUGAACCACUUCAACAAUGUAUGUGUGUGUGUGUUGAAUUUUGUAAAACUAUAAUUGCUUUUCUUUACAAGAAAGAAAAAUCUCAUUUCCUUUUUAGAUCAAUCUAUAUGACAAUCAUUGAGUAACAUUCCGAGAGAAUUAUUACAUAAUAUUCUUGUUGUAUUUUUUCAAUGUUGAAAAAGAUCCAAUUUAUAAUUUAUGACUAUUUCAGUAAUUCUCUCUAUCUCUGUCGAUCUGUGUAUGUAUGUAUGUAUGUAUGAAUCUUGAAAUGACCUAUCUCUAUAAUGCUGAGCUAAUUACCUCUUUCUCUCUUUUAAUCUAUUCAAUCUAUUUACAAAUUGACUUGAUAACACUAUUGCUUUGACUCCUUUUCAAAAUUUACAAACUCCUAGGCGUAUAUUGUAAUUCUUAACUGGAUUAUUAUCCUUUUGUUUUUAUUUUAAUGAUUAGUUUCUAUUUACUUUUUUUUCUUUUUUUUAAUGAGAGAUAUUUUUCUUGAGUUUAUUUUCCCGUCCACUUUCCCAAUGAUAUAAACAUUCAAUUUAGUCAUUUGUUAUAACAACUAAUCUUUUGUUUGUUUGUUAGACAAUUCUGAUUAACAAAAUCACAUAACUACAAAUACGAAACUAUUUGAAUUGGAUCUCUGUUGUAAAUGAGAAAAAGCAUACUAUACAUCUCAUUCAUUGGUGUGUGUGUGUGUUUGUGUUUAUAGCUCGUGUAAUAAAAGUGAGAUAAAUACAUUUCUUUUUGUGAAUGUCACUACUUAGUGUUUCCCAAUACAGAUCAUUACAGUGUGUACGGUACGCUAUAUGUUCUAGUCUAGCGUAUUUCUCUCAUAAUGAUGAUGAUGAUGAUAAUGUAUGUGUGUCUGUGUAUGCUGUUUAAUAUUCAUUUUGGAUGUUUUUACUUUCAUGAUCAGUUUUCUAGGUGUCUAAUGUGUAGGUAUGCUUUACCUUGCAAUCUGAUUCUUAUCAUUAUUGGUUAAUGUAAUUAAUUCACUUGACUAUUGUUAAAUUAUUCACCUUUUUUUCUCUGGUAAAAAAGCGUUAAUUUUUUAUGUAUGCUAAUUAGACCCCGUCAUUAUUGUAUUAUAUAUGUGGAGCAUGUCAGUGCGUAUUCAUCUGCCGUCAACAUUUAACUCAUUCCUCUCUCUCCAUAUAUACAUAUAUUCACUACAUCACACUACAGAUUCUCCGAUCAUUAUUAUUAUCAUUACUAUUCACAUUGUUAGCAGUAUUAUCAUAACAACUUAUCGAUAAUAAAAUUGAAUCGAAUAAAUUGUGUCCAAAUCGUAGUCUCAAUUGAAAACAGAAAUAUAUUUUAGUUUUUAUGUCUGAUCGUUUGUGUGUAUAGGUUCGUUUCUAAUCAUAUAUAUAUAUGCUAUGUGUACGCGCGCUAACUUUUCGCAUUCCUUAUGGUCGAAUUCCUGUGUUGUUUUUUUAAUAUCUUAAAUUUACUUUUUAUUUCCGAUUUCAUUAGACUGGUUAAUGAUAAAAAUAACCAUAGCCAUAUGUAACACAUUAUU